ACCAUGGAUUACGAUGAGGAUGAUUUAGACUAUCCAUCAGAAGAAGACUACGAAUUCCACGAAGACAACUUGUCGAAUGAAGACUAUGAGAAGUUGCACAAGUAUCUUCCCCAGCUCAAGGACAUCAUGAGUGAAUAUGACGCGGAUGAAUACGACUUGAAAGAGAGUUUGUAUUUCAAUUAUUUCGAUGUAUCUGCUAGUGUACAAGAAUUGAAGUCUAAAUUCAAAAAGAGUAUGUAUAACUUGUUUUUACUUUCUCGUUUAGAGUAA
Messenger RNA from Spathaspora passalidarum NRRL Y-27907, 270 nucleotides. RefSeq lists its product as uncharacterized. The record is from RefSeq and is a predicted model, not a curated record. The annotation marks the transcript as partial. The transcript has a single exon. Lineage: Eukaryota; Fungi; Ascomycota; Pichiomycetes; Serinales; Debaryomycetaceae.